Messenger RNA from Macrosiphum euphorbiae (potato aphid), 288 nucleotides. The record is from the annotation of a GenBank genome assembly. NCBI's taxonomy places the organism in Eukaryota, Metazoa, Arthropoda, Insecta, Hemiptera, Aphididae.
AUGUUGAGAUUGACUAACGAAAAAUUUUCGAAGCUUGAUGUCGUUACAACUGUUCGUGUCCCAAUACCAGAUGUCGGUACAGCACGAGGUUCUCUGCAGCUAGAUAAAGCCAUGAAAAAAAUUAAAGACAGGGAAAUAACAUUAAGAGAAGCCGCAGGACAUGGAAUAGCUGGUCAUCAAGGAUUUAAUCGAUGCAACUGCAAAACUGGUUGUGGUACAAAAAAAUGUACUUGCAAUUUGUUGUGCAGUUCAAAAUGUCAUGGUAACCAAAAUUGUACAAAUAAAUAA